CAUUAUCAUAACAUAACCUCAUUCAUAACACUCUCAAAAGGUAAACAAUAUUUAAUUAUUAAAAUAAUAAUUAAUUUAUUCGACAAAUAAAACAACAUACAUAAUGAAUUUACAAGAAAUUUCAAAAGCUACUAUUAGUUUUGUGACAGAAUUUCCAAAUGAACUUACAGGAAAAAUUGUAAAAAUGGCUUUGGCCUCUAUGCAACCGACACCUCAACCCCUUUUGAAGCCACUCGAAAAAUUAUCCCUGGAGAAAAAUAUACCAAAAGAACAACUCUAUGACCUUUUAAGUAUUUACAUUGCAAUAAUAAAACAAUUUAUUCGUACUUCGGACAAGGAUUUUAUUAGUAAUUUGGUUGAAAUUGGAUUUCCAAAUGAAUUUGUCGAGGGUUUGCCAUUUGUGAAUAACCGCAAGGAGCUUGUUGAUACAUUUUUCGCUCCUCAUUAUGCUUUUUUUCAGAAUGUUUCGAGUAUCAAAUGGAGGAUAGAUAUAAGUUUAUUCAACAGCUCCCUAUUGAAUAAAACACCACCAAACAUAAUCCUGUCAAUAAAACUGAAAAAUGGAAAACUCCAUACAAUUGAAUUAAAUCCAAAGGCAUUCCACAUGAUGAGAUUUAAUAUAGCAUUAAUUUUAAAAGAAAUGAAAUCUUUUAAAUUAAACGAUUCUAUAAACAAAAUGAUCAAAUAGGUAAAAAUAUGUUAUAUUUGUGAAACAAUAAAAAGAUAACAAUCAUAAAAUUUUUGCUUAAUUCGAAGGAACAUACCAUAACAAUACUGUGAGCACCCAAAUGUGUAAUAUCACCUGGAAAGUUACAAUAAAAUGAAAAUGUUUUUGUGAAUAUCCUUUCGCUUACCAUAUAAGAAAAUACAAAAACCCUAGCUACAGGAUACCUCCUCAAAAAAAUGCCAGUCCUAACACUGAUUGCAUCUAAAGUAGAAUAGGCAUGCUUGACCCUUCUGGUGACCCCAGCAUCGUGUGGCGACACUCUCAUAAAACGAGGUACAGAAAUACGAUCUGAAAUCACCAAAUAUUUAUUCAAAUAACACAAAGGUAUGUUCGUAGAGAAAUCAAAUCACAAACCAGUCGGAGCAAAUUACAUUGGUUUAAACUAGUUUCGAGACUAGUUUUCAAGCAAUGAAAUUGGCUCUGACAGGUUUGUGAUUUCUCUAAGAAUAGACCUAUUAUAAAACAUUACCAUCAUUUGUUUCCUGGACAUUAAUUAUUUUCACUUUAUCCCUUGCCAUUUCAGCAAUUUUCUUUCUAUGCUCCAUCUCCAAUUUUUCCAGUUGCAACCUCAACGCAUUUCUUUCAGUGGUUGUAGUUUCCAGUUUGUUUUGCUUGAGCAUCAAAGUUUGAGUUAAAGAUUGAAUUCGGUUUGCUAGCUCAUCAUUGUCUGAUGGUUCUUGUUUUCUAUGCAAGGCUUCUUUCAGUUUGACGAUUUCUACAUUGGAAUUUUUUAGAAGGUCUUGUGUGUAGAACAAUUCUUGGCAUUUUGCUUGAAG
Molecule: messenger RNA, 1503 nt
Organism: Ceutorhynchus assimilis (cabbage seed weevil)
Lineage: Eukaryota; Metazoa; Arthropoda; Insecta; Coleoptera; Curculionidae
Source: the annotation of a GenBank genome assembly